AGCAGAGCUGGCGGCGCUGACGGGACCGGCCGGGCCGGGACCGGGGCCGGGGCUAGUGGAGGGGCCUGCGCGGCCGCCCGGCCCGGCCGCGGGUCAGGCUCCUGGGACCAUGGGCCUCAGGCCCUGAGGACACAGGGCUCCCUGUGGCCAUGACGACGGGUGACUGCUGCCACCUCCCUGGCUCCCUGUGUGACUGCUCGGGCAGCCCUGCCUUCUCCAAGGUCGUGGAGGCCACUGGCCUCGGGCCACCCCAGUACGUGGCGCAGGUGACUUCAAGGGAUGGCCGGCUCCUCUCAACUGUCAUCCGAGCCUUGGACACAUCAAGCGAUGGUCCCUUCUGCCGGAUCUGCCACGAGGGAGCGAAUGGGGAGAGCCUGCUCUCCCCAUGUGGCUGCACUGGCACGCUGGGCGCCGUUCACAAGAGCUGUCUGGAGAGGUGGCUCUCCUCGUCCAACACCAGCUACUGUGAGCUGUGCCACACGGAGUUUGCAGUGGAGAAGCGGCCGCGGCCCCUCACAGAGUGGCUGAAGGACCCGGGGCCUCGGACAGAGAAGCGGACGCUGUGCUGUGACAUGGUAUGCUUCCUGUUCAUCACGCCACUGGCUGCCAUCUCGGGCUGGCUGUGCCUGCGCGGGGCCCAGGACCACCUCCGGCUGCACAGCCGGCUCGAGGCCGUGGGGCUCAUCGCACUCACCAUUGCCCUGUUCACCAUCUACGUCCUCUGGACGCUGGUCUCCUUCCGCUACCACUGCCAGCUAUACUCUGAGUGGAGAAGGACCAACCAGAAAGUUCGCCUGAAGAUCCGGGAUGCAGAUGGCUCCGAGGACGCCCAGCACUCCUCACUGGCAGCAGGACUCCUGAAGAAGGUGGCAGAGGAGACACCCGUGUGAAGGCCGGGCCAGCAGGGCCAGAGGCAGCUGGUGACGCCCUGGUAUUUGGAAGGACAAAACCGCCCGACCCUUCCUGCACGGCCGGAAUGCUUCUUAGGCCAAGAGACACCAAGCGGAGCUGAUUUCUGUGAUCCCACAUGAAGAUACUGUCCAGCUGUUUUGCACACUGUGGUACAUGAGGACAGAUGGACGUGGCCCUGAGCUUCGGACAGAGCAGGCACCCUGAUCUCGUUCUGAGGCCCACCCGGCCCCCUUGGGGGCCAGCAGCCACGGCCGUAGGUGAACCAGGGCGCCCACGGGGCUGGGAGGUUCCGCAAGCUUCUUGCACUUCUCUGCACCUGACAGGCUUGCUUUCCUGGCACCCCUCGACUUUAUAAAGUUGCACUGCGUUUCAAAAAAACCCACCCCGAAUGAAUAAAAGGAGCCCUUGCUGGACAAAACAGACUUGUCAGUUACAUUUCUGAACCGAGGCCUCAAAGGGAGGCAUCUGAGACCUGAAGGGAGUCAGGUUAAAAAAAACCAAGCCGGCCCCUUAGCUGGUUUUGAGGGAUUUGUUGUGUAAGCCUGGAAGAAGCAAAGCCUGGGUUUUUGAGUGAAGAGCAGGUAGCAGGGUUAUAUAAUAAAUGAUUUAAAGUAAAUACACG
Messenger RNA from Odobenus rosmarus divergens (Pacific walrus), 1534 nucleotides. RefSeq names its product membrane-associated ring finger (C3HC4) 2, E3 ubiquitin protein ligase (gene MARCHF2). Gene Ontology annotation, molecular function: ubiquitin-protein transferase activity; zinc ion binding. Gene Ontology annotation, biological process: protein ubiquitination. NCBI's taxonomy places the organism in Eukaryota, Metazoa, Chordata, Mammalia, Carnivora, Odobenidae. The record is from RefSeq and is a predicted model, not a curated record. Bases 150 to 890 code for a protein of 246 amino acids. The transcript is spliced from 5 exons.